AGGAGAAGGUCUACGUCCCAGUGAAUGACUAUCCAGAGAUUAACUUCAUUGGCUUACUCAUAGGACCCCGUGGAAACACCCUGAAGAAAAUGGAGACCGAAUCUGGCGCCAAAAUUGCCAUCCGAGGCAAAGGCUCUGUCAAGGAAGGAAAGGGUCGCUCUGACGCCGCUCAUGCUAGCAACCAGGAAGAAGAUCUUCAUUGUUUGAUCAUGGCAGAUACUGAAGAAAAGGUUAACAAGGCGAAGAAGUUGGUGCACAAUGUCAUUGAGACUGCUGCUUCGAUUCCCGAAGGCCAGAACGAGCUUAAGAGGAACCAGCUUCGCCUGCCAGAACUGUGGUCAAAUCGGGCAUCGCAAGUACGACUGUCCCGAGCAGCGCAACUUCACUGCCAACAUCAUCUGUCGCGUCUGUGGCAAUGCUGGUCACAUGGCUCGCGAUUGUCCUGAUCGCCAGAGAGGCAGUGACUGGCGUAACAACGGUGGCUUCGGCGGCGGCCGUCGGGCCAUCGGUGGAGGCGAUGCUGUCGAUCGUGAGAUGGAGCAACUUAUGCAAGAACUGUCGGGAGGUGCGCCAGGUGAAGAUGGCCACGUGCCUCGUCGCAUUGAAGCCGGUCCCGAUCAGGGCUAUGACGACCGCGAUAUGAAGCCUUGGCAACGAGGCCCACCACCCAGCGACGUCGCUCCCUGGCAGCAGAGAGGCCGGGACAACCGUCGCGACGAUUACGGACCGCGAGACCACGGAAGCGCACCCCCAUGGGCCCAGGGCCGCGGAGGAGGCGACUACGGAUACGGCGCCCAGGGUGGCUACGGGGCUCCGCCUGGAGCUGCCCCGUGGCAGCAACAAGCUCCCCCGCCACCCCCUGGUGGACAGCCAUCGUAUGGUUACGGUGGUUAUGGUGGCUACGCCCCGCCGGUACCCGGUAUAGGGGCUCCUCCUGGUGCACCUCCAGGUUUGGGCGUGCCGCCGCCUCCCCCGGGCAUGCCGUCGAUGUAUUAUGGCUCUGGCGGAAGCCCUCCGCCGCCGCCUCCGGGUGAAGGGCCGCCACCUCCGGUAUGUGUUCCAUCUUCAGAACAUGCCAGAUUCGUUAUUUACUAACUCUUCCUCCAGCCUCCGAGCGAUCAGCCUCCUCCUCCCCCUCCCCCUGCGUAAACGCUCGGCUGUCGCGCACGUUGCUUAAUGCUUUUGCUACGGAACCUGGCUUUGAAAAUCAC
Messenger RNA from Aspergillus steynii IBT 23096, 1211 nucleotides. RefSeq lists its product as uncharacterized. Lineage: Eukaryota; Fungi; Ascomycota; Eurotiomycetes; Eurotiales; Aspergillaceae. The transcript is spliced from 6 exons. Bases 259 to 1095 code for a protein of 278 amino acids. The record is from RefSeq and is a predicted model, not a curated record. Gene Ontology annotation, molecular function: zinc ion binding; nucleic acid binding.